Dujonia railenensis is the source of this 3921-nucleotide messenger RNA. NCBI's taxonomy places the organism in Eukaryota, Fungi, Ascomycota, Pichiomycetes, Serinales, Debaryomycetaceae. The record is from the annotation of a GenBank genome assembly.
AUGUCGAGUAUAUAUAAGCUCUCAAUCUGUGGUGUGCGUUCGUUCGAUCCAGAGAGAUCAGAGACCAUCCAGUUUGGCUUUCCAUUGACUCUUAUUUGUGGGCAGAAUGGGUGCGGGAAGACCACCAUCAUUGAAUGUCUUAAGUACGCAACCACCGGUGAUUUACCUCCUAAUUCAAAAGGUGGAGCAUUUGUUCAUGAUCCCAAAUUGGUAUACAAGUCCGAAGUAAGGGCCCAAGUGAAAUUGGCAUUUUCAAAUGCUAACGGUAAGUCCAUGAUUUGUACAAGAUCGAUGCAACUUUCUAAAAAGAGGGGGAGUAGCAAGGGCGACAAUUCCACAUUUAAGACGCUAGAGGGUCAAUUGGCGAUUAUGAAUAAAGGAGAGCGGUCUACUAUUAGUACAAAGAAUGCAGAGUUAGACGGGCAAAUACCCUUGUACUUGGGAGCGUCUAAGGCAAUCUUGGACUACGUUAUAUUCUGUCAUCAAGAUGAUAGCUUGUGGCCCUUGAGUGAAGCUUCCAUUCUUAAGAAGAGAUUUGACGAUAUAUUCGAAGCUCUGAAGUUUACUAAGGUUUUGGAUAACUUGAAGGUGAUAAGAAAGGAUAUGACUGUGGAUAUAAAGUUGAUAGAACAAAGUGUAGAACACUUCAAGAUCGAUAAAGAAAGAGCCAACAAGAUCAAGGUCAAGCUACAGCAUAUGAGCGAUUCUAUUAAUGAUUAUACAGUAGAAAUUACUCAAUUGACAUCGAAAAUAGAUGAGUACGAGUCUAGAGCUGAUAAAUUGUUUAGAUCAAACCAGCAGUUCCAAGAAGUUUUGGCAAAGUUGGAGAAUCUAAAGAUGCAGCAGAGAUCUACUAAGGAUCAGAUUUCAAGAUUAAAUGUGUCCAUUGAAAUCCUUCCAGAUACUAGCGAUGAAUUACUCGAGCAAUUAAACAAUUUUGAGUCCAUACUUGAAUCAAAAAGAAAUGAAAUUUUAGAAUUGAAUCUGCAACUUGAAGCGGCACAAGAAAACUUAACUGCUGCUAGGUCAGAUCACAAUAAAGAAAUAAGAGUGGAGGCAACCUUGAAAGCCAAAGAGGAGAAUUAUCAUAAGAAUCUCAAAGAACGCAAAAGGUUAAUGCAAGAAAGCAAAGAUAAAGUUUCUUUCGACUUUGAAGAUGAAACCACGUUCGGAUCCAAAUUAAAAACAAGCAUAGACAAAGACUCCACCAGCCUUGACAAAUUGCAAAGCAAAAACCGUAAACUAGAAAAUUUGCUUGUUGAUGAAAUCAAAGAGAUCAAUAACUCAAAUAUCACGUUUGAGCAACAGAUCAAACAUCUUCAAACUGGAAUUAAAGAAGCCGAAGUACAGAUUGAGAACAAUAACUCUAAAAUAGGGCAAUUGCAGUAUGAUGAAGGAAAUUUGGUAGUGGCCAAGUCUGAAUUACAGAAUCUUACUGAUAAGUUUAAUCACUUGAAGAAGCAAAAUGAGCUUCAGCAAUUUCAAAACAAGAUAAAUGAAGGUGAUGCUAAUGUAAGCAAGCUUGAGAUGGAAAUUGAAGAGAUAAACAAGAAGAUAAAUAUUGCAAACAAACAAUCUGAAUUACAUGCCAAGUUGUCAUUGCUUAGAGAAAAUAAAGCGAAUAGACAGAAGUCGCUCAAGCUGUUGAUUGACUUCAACAAGUUUACGUUUUUAAAAGAAAUUGGCAAAGAUUUGAAAGGAGAUGGAGAUGAGCAAAUUGUUAGAGAGAGAAUGGACAUAUUAGAAAAUGAGAUUAAGAUCCUUACAACUACAAUAGAUCUUGCCAAAAAUGAAUAUACUGUCAAAGAUGCAGAACUCAAAUCCAACGAGAAAAAAUACACCGACUUGCAAAAACUUGCUGAUAAUUAUAAAGGUAAGAUAUUCGACGUCAUAGACGAGGACCAACUUGAAUCCUAUGAAAGCUUAGUGAGUGAUUUGGAAAGUGAUUAUAGAGAUUCCUUGGAUGCCUUGAAUACCAUUGAAGUGACCAAGCAAUUUAAUUUAAAGGCCAUUGAUAUAGCAGAGAAAGAAAAAUUAUGUUCUUUAUGCUAUAGACCUUUCACGUCUCCCGAGUUUACCAAUUUUGUGAAGCUACUAUCUGAAAGAGUAGAAAAGAUGCUGAUUGAAUCUUUAUCUCAGGAUUGCGAACAAAGCAAGAAGGAUUUAGAAUCAGCAAAAUCAAUCAAUUCUGAAGUCUUGCAAUACAGAAAAUGCAUUCAAGAGAUUCACAAGAUGAAAGAGAUCAUUACAAAUUCCGAACCACAAGCAUUGGUUCUUAAAGAAGGAUAUGAAAGGAAUUUAUCAAACUUCAAUGAGCUUAAAUCAAAAUUGUCAAAACUCUCCACUUUACAAAGACCCAUGAAUGACCUCCAAAGAUUACACAACGAGAUUACUUCAUUCGAUAAACAGAUCGAAGAAUACGAAGAAUCAGUGGGAGAAGGAACACAAUCUGAAGAUAAUUACUCCCUGAUGUCUAUUUCUGUAUUACAAGAUAUUCAGCAGCAAAAGAAUCAAGAAAUAAAGAAUAUUCGAAACAAGAACAAUGAAUAUAUGGAAGCUAAAUAUUCCAAACAAAAGGAAAUAUCAAGAUUAGAAAAUAACGUAAAAGAUAAGCAACUUGCAAUUAGUAACUUGGAAAAAUCGUUGUUGGAUAAAACUAAUCUUCAAACAUCUACUGAAAACCUCAAAUUGAAACUUGAUAAUUUGAACAACGAACUACAAAAUGUCGAAUUUGAGUUAAUAGAGUUACAAGAAAGAGCUACUAAUAAGAAUGCAGAAUUAGAAGAAUUACAAAGAGUGAAUAAAAUUGGUGAAGCAGACCUCACCAAUAAGCUAGAAAGCUUGAACGCGAUCCAUACUGCGUUCUCUAAUUAUGACGAUUCCAUUAAUAAGUACUUAGAAACUGAUGCAGGUAUUCUUGAAAAGACUACUGAAAAUGUGAAAGUAUUGGAAACUUCAAUGUCAACUCUAGAUGAAGAGAUUCAAAGGUUGCAAUCUCAAAUAAAGAAAGCAGAUAAAUCAGUAAGUGAGUCUGCCAAUGUUCAAACUAACAUACGGUCUAAUCUUGAUUUGAGAAAUUUGCAACAGGAAUCUGGAGAAAUCGAAGACAGUAUUCUGGAGCUAGAUAUUGCUAAUGCAGAGGGUAGGAGAGAUGAGUACCAGGAAGAAACAAGGAAAAUACGAAAUCUCAUAGCUGACACCAAUGCUAAGCAUGCAGGUAAAAUUGGAGAGGUAAGACAGAUGGAAGGUCAAAUUAAGUCUUUAAAGCAAGAAUUAGAAACAGAAUACAAAGAUGUUGAUAAACAUUAUCACGAAGAAUGGAUCAAAUUACAAACAAAUAUGCUUGUUUCCAAUGACCUUCAAACAUAUUCUAAAGCAUUGGACAAUGCAAUCAUGAAAUUUCAUAGUAUUAAGAUGGAAUAUAUCAAUAGAAUUGUCGACGAGUUAUGGAAACAGACAUAUAAAGGGUCAGAUGUUGAUACGAUUGCGAUCAAAAGUGAUGUUAAUUUACAGGCAAAGGGAAAUAGAUCAUACAAUUAUAGGGUGGUUAUGUACAAACUGGGAGCAGAGUUAGAUAUGAGAGGUAGAUGUUCGGCAGGGCAGAAAGUUUUGGCAAGUAUCAUUAUCAGACUAGCCUUAGCUGAAUGUUUUGGAAUAAAUUGUGGUAUGAUUGCAUUAGAUGAACCAACAACAAACUUAGAUAUUGAUAACAUUGAGUCCCUAGCUGAGGCUCUCAACAGUAUUAUAGAUGUCAGAAAGAAACAGAAGAAUUUUCAGUUAAUUAUUAUUACUCACGAUGAAAAGUUUUUGAGCCAUAUCAAUGGAGACAAAUUCACAGAUCAUUUCUAUAGGGUGCAAAGAGACGAUUUACAAAGGUCAACUAUUAGGAGCUUGCCUAUCAGUUUGAUCCAGGAAGAAUGA